AAAAAUUAAUAAAAUAAAAUAAUAAAUUUUGGGUUAAAAUGACAAGACAUAGACAACAAAAUUUUGGUAUUUUGUAUUAUGUUUGUUAGGAAUAUUGUUAUUUUUUGUUUAUUGCUAAAUUAGACUAAUUAUGAAGAUCAUUACUAGGCCCUCAUUCCUCUCAUCUCAUUUUGGUGUUUCUUUUUGCUUAACUCAUCAAAUAUUCAUUUUAUGUUGUUAUAGCAAAAAUAGAUACAGUUUUUUCUCACAUUGAGAUUUAUUAUAACAAAAGUCUGAUAUGCUUCCUUCUGGUCCCUUUCCUUUUCUUUCUCUUUCUCUAAUCUAAAUCCUAUAUCCCCAGAAAUUUCAUCUUCAUCAAACUUUUAUUAAUCAUUUUUUCUCUACAAUCGUUGGAUUGGAAGAGAAGAUAUAUAGAGCUUUUUAGCUGUGGAGAGAUUGGUGAAACCAUAUGCAAAGAUGAGUAAUUAGGAAUAAUGGGGAAGAAAGGGAAUUGGUUAGCUGUAGUGAAGAAAGCUCUCAAUUCAUACCCCAAGGAAAGGAAAGAUCAGAAAAUCCAUAAAUCCAAGAAAACAUGGUUUGGAGAAAAAGACAAUAUAAGUGUGGUUACUUCAACAGAAGAAACAACAAUAUUGCCUAUUCCUCAUGCUUAUUCAACUCCUUCAAUAGAAAAGGUGGAAUUAAGUGAGAUUGAGAAUGAAGAGAGCAAGAAGUCUUACUCUAUGGCCCCAAUUGCAGAGGUGGCUGUUUUUGCUGAUCAAGAUGUUGCCGAGGUUGUUUGCCUUACUGGUGUGCCUUGGUAUUAUGGAUUAUCAAAAGAGGAGAUUGCAGCUAUCAAGAUUCAGACCACUUAUAGGAGAUACAUGACAAGGAGAGCAUUAAGGGCUUUAAGAGGCUUGGCACGGUUGAAAUCAUUGAUGCAAGGGCAGUCUGUCAAAAGACAAGUAGCCACCACGUUGCGAUGCAUGCAGACUUUGGCUCGCGUUCAGUCUCAAAUCCACGCAAGGAGAAUUAAAAUGUCUGAAGAGAAUCAGGCGCUACAUCGACAACUUCAACAGAAAAGAGAGAAAGAGAUUGAUAAGUUCAGAGCUUCUAUGGGAGAAAAAUGGGUUGAUAGCCAUCAAUCUAAGGAACAAAUUGAGGCAAAAAAUUUAAUCAAACAGGAGGCUGCUAUGAGAAGAGAGAAAGCUUUGGCUUAUGCAUUUUCUCUUCAGAAAACAUCAAAGAAGUCAUCAAAAUCAACAAAUCAUACAUUCAUUGAACCCAAUAACUUCCAUUGGGGUUGGAGUUGGUUAGAACGGUGGAUGGCAACUCGUCCAUGGGAGAGAACAAACACAGUAGAUAAUUAUCAUAAACUUGUUUCCAUCAAAAGCUCAACCACUACUACCAAAGCAUAUCAUCAACCCAAUCUUUGCCAUGAUACCACAUCAGCACCAUUGUCUAAGGCAUCAACAAUGUCAUCAUUAACUAGAAAAACUCCCAAACGAAAUGAAAUGUUCAACACCCAAUUAGAGAGGCAUCGGAGGCAUAGCAUUGCAGGGUCUUUGGUGAUAGACAAUGAAGUUUUUGUGGAUUCCCUUACUGCUCCAAGUUACAUGGCACCUACACAGUCAGCAAAGGCAAAAUCUCGGAUGUCAAAUACUAUGGGCUUUGAGAAAAUUGGCACAUUGGAUAAGGGAUCAGUGUCAUCUGCCAAAAGGAGUUUGUCUUUUGCUGGCUUUCCAACUUUAACAAGGAGGCACUCUAGUCCACCCAAGAUGGAUUCCACAACUAUUAAGCAUAGGGAGGAGAACAUGAUGAGUACACGAGGUAGAAGAUAGUUGUGGACAAAGAAAAAAUACCAUCAACAUAGUUCAAGAAAAUUGUAUUGAUUUAUUUAUAUAUAUAAUUUUUCUUAAGAAAAAAAGAGUAAUUAUGUGUGUGAUGAUGAGGGAGGGGAAAUGUUUUUAUCAUGUUGUGUAUCAUCCAUGUCAAUAUAGAUAUCUUUGCUUGAUC
Messenger RNA from Cannabis sativa, 1992 nucleotides. RefSeq names its product protein IQ-DOMAIN 3. The coding region runs from base 474 to 1817 and encodes 447 amino acids. Gene Ontology annotation, molecular function: protein binding. NCBI's taxonomy places the organism in Eukaryota, Viridiplantae, Streptophyta, Magnoliopsida, Rosales, Cannabaceae. The transcript is spliced from 6 exons. The record is from RefSeq and is a predicted model, not a curated record.